Phoenix dactylifera (date palm) is the source of this 3478-nucleotide messenger RNA. The record is from RefSeq and is a predicted model, not a curated record. Lineage: Eukaryota; Viridiplantae; Streptophyta; Magnoliopsida; Arecales; Arecaceae.
UCUCGAGGAACACCAGAACUCAGACGGAAGCCUCACUCUCAGUCUCCACUGGCGGCGACUCUAUCCUUGCCGAGAAGUAGAAGCCAAGCCAUAAAACUCUCACGAUCGGAAGACCUGCUCUGCUCUCUUUCUCUAUAAAUUUCUCUCUCUCUCUGCCACUUCUCCGCCCUUCACCGCAGCUCAUCUCCAUUGAAUGCGGCUCUGAGAACUCCCUCCGCUGCCGACGCCUUCCCCACUCCACCUUGAGCUGAAACCAUGGCGAUCCUUCUCCUACACCGUCGUCCUCUCCUUCUCUUCGUCCUUUUCCUCUUAGGAAUCUGGUCUCCGGUGGGGUCCAAGUACAUUGCCUACAAUACCACUCAAAGGAUCGUCCCCGAUAAGCUCAACGUCCACCUCGUCGCCCACACCCACGACGACGUCGGCUGGCUCAAGACCGUUGACCAGUACUACGUCGGCUCCAACAACUCCAUCCAGGGGGCUUGCGUGCAGAAUGUUUUGGAUUCGAUGGUGACGGCGCUGCUGGGGGAUAAGAAUCGGAGGUUCAUCUACGUGGAAAUUGCGUUCUUCCAGCGAUGGUGGAGGCAGCAGAGCGAUGCGAUUAAGAAGAUAGUCAAGGGAUUUGUCAGCUCUGGUCAAUUAGAAUUCAUAAAUGGGGGUAUGUGCAUGCACGAUGAGGCAGCGGUGCAUUACAUUGAUAUGAUCGAUCAGACAACCCUUGGGCACCGAUUCAUCAAGCAAGAGUUUGGUCAGACUCCAAGGAUCGGUUGGCAGAUAGAUCCAUUUGGACAUUCGGCUGUGCAAGCUUGCUUACUUAGUGCAGAGGUUGGUUUUGAUGCUCUUUAUUUCUCACGUAUUGACUACCAAGACUGGGAAAAGAGGAAAGACCUGAAGAGUCUUGAGGUUGUAUGGCGGGGUUCUAAGACCCUUGGUUCUUCUGCAGAUAUUUUUACUGGCAUAUUUCCCAAGAACUAUGAACCGCCCCCUGGUGAUUUCUAUUUUGAAGUUAAUGAUAAGUCUCCUGUUAUUCAGGAUGAUGUACUUUUGUUUGAUUAUAAUGUCGAAGAACGGGUGAAUGAUUUUGUAGCUGCAGCUAUAGCACAGGCAAAUGUUACUCGAACAAAUCAUAUUAUGUUUACCAUGGGGACAGAUUUUAAAUACCAAUAUGCAACUUCAUGGUUCAGGCAGUUGGAUAAAUUCAUUCAUUAUGUCAACAAGGAUGGGCGGGUCAAUGCUUUGUAUUCAACACCAUCCAUUUACACUGAUGCAAAGUACACAGCAAAUGAGUCUUGGCCUCUCAAGACUGAUGACUUCUUCCCAUACGCAGAUAAUCCAAAUGCAUAUUGGACAGGGUACUUCACAAGCAGGUCUGCCCUAAAAGGCUAUGUAAGAACAAUGAGUGCUUACUAUGUGGCGGCUAGGCAAUUGGAAUUUCUCAAACGAAGAAAUAGUUCAGGCCCAACAACUGACAGUCUGGCUGAUGCUUUAGCUCUUGCUCAACAUCAUGAUGCAGUUACUGGAACAGAAAAGCAGCAUGUCGCAAAUGAUUAUGCCAGACGACUAUCAAUAGGCUAUGCAGAGGCGGAGAAGUUAGUUGAAUCUUCACUUGCUUGCUUGGCAAGUUCAGACACAAAAUCAGGGUCUUGCAACCCAGAAACAAAGUUUGAACAGUGUCCUCUUCUCAACUUAAGUUACUGUCCUCCAUCUGAACUAGACUUAUCUACUGGUAAAAGCUUGGUUGUUAUUGUCUACAAUUCUCUUGGAUGGAAACGGGAGGAUGUUAUCCGCAUACCUGUUAUCAGCGAAUCUAUUGUUGUUCGUGAUUCUCUAGGAAGAGAAAUUGAGUCACAGCUUUUACCUUUGGCCAAUACUUCGGUCGAUAUAAGAAACCACUAUGUCAAGGCAUACUUAGGCAUAUCCCCAGGUGUUACACCUAAAUUUUGGCUUGCAUUUCCAGUAUCUGUACCGCCUCUUGGUUUCAACACUUACUUUGUUUCAAAUGCAAAACAGACAGUUGCUGCCAUGUCUUCACUGUACUGAUCACAAGGAAGUAAGAAUAGCAGUGUAGAAAUUGGGCAAGGGCAUCCAAAGCUUCUCUAUAAUUUGGAUGAGGGAAGACUAUCACAUUAUUUUAAUAGCAGAAACUUGGUGAAAGCGAAUGUUGAGCAGUCAUACAGUUUUUAUGCUGGCUAUGACAAAAAUGGCAGUGACCUUCAGGCAUCUGGUGCAUACAUAUUUCGCCCAAAUGGUUCAUUUCCUUUAAAGCCGGAAGGGCAGGUGCCUUUGACAAUUCUGCAAGGACCUAUAUUAGACGAAGUGCAUCAACGUAUGAAUCCAUGGAUAUAUCAGGUUACCAGAGUUUACAAGGUAAAGGAGCAUACAGAGUUUGAGUUUAUAGUAGGACCUAUACCCAUUGAUGAUGGAAUUGGGAAAGAAAUAAGCACUCAGAUUACAACAACCAUGAUGACCAACAAGACAUUCUAUACAGAUUCCAAUGGGCGUGAUUUUAUUAAAAGAAUUCGAGAUUAUAGAUCAGACUGGGAAUUACAAGUUAACCAAACUGUUUCUGCAAAUUAUUACCCUGUUAAUCUUGGAAUUUACAUGGAGGAUAAUAGCAUGGAAGCUUCAGUUCUGGUAGACCGUUCAGUGGGGGGUUCUAGCAUACUGGAUGGACAAAUAGAGUUGAUGCUCCAUAGGAGGUUGCUUCAUGAUGAUGGCCGAGGUGUUGCAGAGGCACUUAAUGAAACAGUUUGUGUCAAUGAUAAUUGUGAAGAACUAACAGUUCAAGGAAAAUUUUACCUUAGAUUUGAUCCAUUAGGUGAGGGAGCUAAGUGGCGUCGGUACUUUGGCCAGGAGAUAUAUUCUCCUCUUCUUCUAGCAUUCUCAGAACAGGAUGGAGGUAACUGGACAAGCUCUCACAUCCCAAAAUUCUCAGCAAUGGAUUCCUCCUACAGCUUGCCAGAUAAUGUUGCUUUGAUCACCCUCCAGGCGCUUGAAGAUGGAAGUGUUCUCCUUCGGCUGGCUCACCUUUAUGAGGUGGGAGAAGAUAAAGAUCUUUCAACGAUGGCCUCUGUGGACCUCAAGAAAAUGUUCCCUGACAAGAAGGUCAGCAAUAUCACAGAGAUGAACUUAUCUGCUAAUCAAGAGAGGGCUACAAUGGAGAAGAAGAGAUUAAAAUGGAAAGCCGAGGGCUCUAUAGGUUGGGGGACCAUGGUGAAGGGAGGUCCUGUUGAUCCUUCGAAGCUGGUGGUGGAGUUGGGUCCAAUGGAGAUCCGCACAUUUCUUAUAAAUUUUGAUGAUAUUUUCUUCGUCAAAAUGGUGUAAUCUUGAACUGAUGGUGACUGGCUCACCUUGAUCACCGAUGCUCUUUAACGUAUCUUCGUAACGUUCCCACGUUGUGACAGUUGAAGGUGUUAUGAAUAAUGUCAAGUUGACAAUCAUUUUUAUUGGAGAAAGGCUUUUCAUUUCUUAAGCUGAUCAA